AGCAAUGUAUGCAACUGCUAGUCAAUGUAUAAACCUCCACUGUCCACUGUCUACGUAGUAUUUACGACUUCCGUUAUCUGUCUUCGUAAAUAACGAGGAGCUCGUGAAUGUAUCAGUGUUGUUGUUCCUCACUGGAGUGCAUAAAUGAAUCGAGUAUUGGAGAGUUGUUGGAUAGUUUGCUAUUAGGUUGACAGCAAUAUUGUCAAAGUACAGUGAUAGCACAUUAGUGCGGACGUUGCCCAGACGUUAGAAGUGCUACAUGUAUUUCACAGGAGGCCACUAACUUGUUUAUCAACGUUACAACGGGAAGCUAGCAGCUAGCUUCAGCUGCUAAACAGAAGGCACACACAGGAGGCUGUCAUCUGAAACUGAGACCGGUUAAAGUGUGUUAAACUGAACAUUUGGUGCAUUAUUUGGGGUGAGGUUGCUCUGAAAAACAAGGUCUAUGAUGGGCAUGACCUCUCGAAUAGAGUGUAUAUUCUUCAGUGAGUUUCACCCCACCCUGGGUCCGAAGAUAACAUAUCAGGUCCCAGAGGAAUACAUUUCACGAGAGCUAUUUGACACAGUUCAAGUUUACAUCAUCACCAAGCCAGAACUGCAAAACAAAUUGAUAACAGUCACCGCCAUGGGAAAAAAGUUAAUCGGAUGUCCUGUGUGUAUCGAGCAUAAAAAGUACAGCAGAAACGCCCUCCUGUUCAACCUCGGCCUUGUUUGUGACGCCCAAACCAACACCUGUGCCCUUGAGCCCAUCGUCAAGAAGCUGUCUGGGUACCUCACAACGCUGGAGCUGGAGAGUGGCUUUAUAUCCAAUGAGGAGAGCAAGCAGAAACUUGUACCAAUUAUGUCAACCUUGUUAGAAGAACUUAACGCCACAGGAGCCUGCACCUUACCCAUAGAUGAGUCCAACACCAUCCACCUAAAGCUGAUCGAGCUGCGAAAGGACCCCCCGAUUGUGCAGGAGUAUGAUGUGCCGGUCUUCACCCAGUGCAAAGACCAUUUUAUCAAAUCUCAGUGGGAUCUCACCACUCAACAGAUCCUGCCCUAUAUUGAUGGAUUUAGACACAUCCAGAAGAUCUCUGCUGAAGCAGAUGUAGAGCUGAAUCUUGUUCGCAUCGCGGUGCAGAAUCUUCUGUAUUAUGGUGUUGUGACCUUGGUGUCAAUAUUUCAGUACUCUAAUGUGUAUUGCACCACCCCCAAAGUCCAGAGCCUCAUAGAUGAUAAGUCCAUUCAGGAGGAGUGCCUCAACUACGUCACUAAGCAAGGUCAGAAGCGUGCCAGUCUGAGGGACGUGUUCCAGCUGUACUGUGGUCUGAGUCCAGGAACCACAGUCCGAGACCUUUGUUCUCGCUACUCGCUGCAGCUUCAAAGGGUUGACGAGAGGAGGCUGAUCCAAUUUGGACUGAUGAAGACUCUUAUUCGACGGCUGCAGAAAUAUCCAGUGAAGGUGAUCCGUGACGAGCGGAGCCGGCUGCCUCGACUCUUUACCGGCUGUCACAGUUUCGAUGAGAUCUGCUGUAAAACAGGCAUCAGUUACCAGGAGCUGGACGAACGUUUGGAAAAUGAUCCCAACAUCGUGGUGUGCUGGAAGUGACGUGGAUUUUUAAACGGACUGAAAGAUAAAGAGAUGCCUCAACCAACGAUGCCUUCAAAGAUGGGAAGACUUUUCUUGAAAUACUGGUGAAAGUGAAGUAGUAUUUUGUCAUUUUUCUUAUAUUAGUGUGCGUUUUUGUUUUUGUUUUUACAAAUCUCAUCAAGAAUUUGCAUUCUGUUGGAGGUGAGGACGGUUAUAUUUAUUGAUAUUGUACAAAAUAAAAUGUGUGAUUAAUAAAAGGGAGUAUCCAUCAAUGUGACAGUUUGUCUUAAAUCACAGUGCAUUCAAAGAAUUUUACAUUUGAUGUCAUUGUGUAACCAUUAAAAAAUGAGCCUCAGAUUGAUACAGAAGUAGCUACAGAAGAUGUCAUGUUAUCAGACUGUGAAAUAAAAUAUCUUUCUAACUUAAAAACUACAAUAACGAACAUUGUCAACAUCUGUUUUCAUUUUGUUUUUACUUCUAUAAUUGAGAAAAAAUUGUACUUAGCUUGUUUAUUUUAAUGUCUUCAAUUCAGAGGAAGUUUUACUUUGUACACCACUACAUUUAUUUGACAGCUAUAAUUGCCAGUUGCUUUACAAAUCAGGCUUUUUCAUAAAAAAUACAUGAUUAGCUAGAUAAGCUGUUAAAUGCUACUCACACAUGCAUCAGUAAGUACUUUUCCAUUUGAAUCUUGAUCAUGAGUGUAGAGGACUUUUUUAAUUCCACACAAAGGCAGCAAAAAACAUCAGGGAGAAAAUAAAGCAG
Molecule: messenger RNA, 2335 nt
Organism: Anarrhichthys ocellatus (wolf-eel)
Lineage: Eukaryota; Metazoa; Chordata; Actinopteri; Perciformes; Anarhichadidae
Gene: nprl2
Product: NPR2 like, GATOR1 complex subunit
Exons: 11
Coding region: 446-1591 (381 amino acids)
Biological process (GO): cellular response to amino acid starvation; negative regulation of TORC1 signaling; positive regulation of autophagy
Cellular component (GO): vacuolar membrane; GATOR1 complex
Molecular function (GO): GTPase activator activity
Source: RefSeq, a predicted model, not a curated record